AUGGCCCCAAUUGCAUUCUCCGACAUCCAGAAGCCUUCCAACGACUUGUUGAACAAGGACUUUUUCCACUUGGCUUCCGCCAGUGUCGACGUCAAGUCCACUGCUCCAAACGGUGUGGCUUUCACCGUGAAGGGUAAGACCACCAAGGACAAUGCCAUUGCUGCUAGCGUCGACGCCAAGUACGUUGACAAGGCCACCGGCUUGACUUUGACCCAGGGCUGGAACAACGCUAACACCUUGAACACCAAGAUUGAGUUGUCUGAGUUGUUGACCCCAGGUUUGAAGGGUGAGUUGGACACCUCGGUUGUGCCAAACGGCUCCAAGAACGCCAAGUUGAACUUCUUCUACCAGCAGUCUGCUGUCAACGCCCGUUUGUUCUUCGACUUGCUCAAGGGUCCAGUUGCUACUGCUGACUUGACUGUUGCUCACGAUGGUUUCACCGCUGGUGCCGAGUUGGGUUACGACAUUGCCUCUGCUAAGCUCAACAAGUACUCUGUUGGUGUUGGUUACGCUAACCCAUUGUACACCGUUGGUGUCACUUCCACCUCUAACUUGUCUGUCUUCACUGCUGCUUACUACCACAAGGUUUCUCCAUUGGUUGAGGCUGGUGCCAAGGCCACUUGGGACUCUGUCAAGUCCUCUGCUGUCAACGUCGAGUUUGCCACCAAGUACAGAUUGGACUCCACCGCUUUCGUCAAGGCUAAGAUCGCCGACUCUGGUUUGACUGCUUUGGCUUACUCCCAGCAGUUGAGACCUGGUGUCACUUUGGGCUUGGGUGCCUCCUUCGAUGCCUUGAAGUUGGCUGAGCCAGUCCACAAGUUGGGUGUCUCCUUGUCCUUCUCUGCU
Sungouiella intermedia is the source of this 846-nucleotide messenger RNA. NCBI's taxonomy places the organism in Eukaryota, Fungi, Ascomycota, Pichiomycetes, Serinales, Metschnikowiaceae. The record is from the annotation of a GenBank genome assembly.